This is a messenger RNA of Cucumis sativus (cucumber), 1580 nucleotides long. RefSeq names its product sucrose-phosphatase 1. The transcript has 8 exons. Lineage: Eukaryota; Viridiplantae; Streptophyta; Magnoliopsida; Cucurbitales; Cucurbitaceae. Gene Ontology annotation, molecular function: magnesium ion binding; sucrose-phosphate phosphatase activity. The coding region runs from base 75 to 1370 and encodes 431 amino acids. Gene Ontology annotation, biological process: sucrose biosynthetic process. The record is from RefSeq and is a predicted model, not a curated record.
UUCAUACGAUCCAUUGGCGCUUCAAUUCAAAUCCCAAACUUCAAUCUACUAAUAGUAAUCAUCAUUAUUUCACAAUGAAUCGAUUGGAUUCUUCACCAAAGCUCAUGAUAGUUUCCGAUCUCGAUCAAACAAUGGUCGAUCACAACGAUAAACACAACAUCUCGCUUCUCAAAUUCAAUGCCUUAUGGGAAGCCUAUUACCGUCGAGAUUCUCUUCUCGUAUUCUCAACUGGAAGAUCGUUGACGAGUUAUAGAAAAUUAAGGAAGGAGAGACCUCUGUUGACUCCUGAUUUAACGAUAACAUCUCUUGGAACGGUGAUUGAGUAUGGUGAUUCAAUGGUUGAAAAUGAAGAAUGGGAACAGUUUUUGAAUCAAAACUGGAAUCGAGAUAUUGUCGUUGAGGAAACCCUAAAAUUUCCGGAACUUAAGCAGUUGCAGUCACAAACGGAGCAAGGAGCUCAUAAGGUCGGCUUCUUAAUAGAGAAGGAUAAAGCCCCACGAGUCAUCAAUCUUCUUUCUCAAUGUUUAGAGAAACGAGGGUUGGAUGUAAAAAUAGUGUACAGCAGUGGAAUGUAUUUGGACGUAUUGCCAAAACAUGCUGGAAAAGCCGGAGCUCUUCAAUAUCUUCUUAACAAGUUAAAAUCUAAUGGGAAAGCUCCCACCAAUGUUCUUGUUUGUGGCGACUCUGGAAACGACACCGAGCUUUUCAGCACCCCCGACGUCUAUGGUGUGAUGGUUAGCAAUGCAGAGGAAGAUCUACUCGAAUGGUAUAUGAACAAUGGAAAGGAUAACCCUAAAGUUAUUCAUGGUACUGAGAGAUGUGCUGGUGGGAUCAUUGAGGCUAUUGGCAGCUUCCAACUCGGUCCUAAUUUGUCCCCAAGAGACAUUAAUUGCUGUAAAGUCGAGACUAUCAAUCCUUGCUUUGAAGUUGUGAAGUUUUAUGUGCUUUACGAGAGAUGGAGACGUGGUGAAGUCGAGAAGUCAGAGCUGUAUCUUGAACAUUUGAAGUCCAUCUUUCCUGCAAAAGGACCAAUAUCAGUUGAUCCAAACGGAAAGGAGAGAAGUAGGGAGGAAUUGAUAGAUGGAAUAAGAGAGUCAUAUGGUGACAUGAAGGGCACUCCAUUUCGAACCUGGCUCGAUGGACUCUCAUCCUCACAGGUCGGGUCCGAUUCAUGGCUUCUGAGGUUCAAUAAAUGGGAUUCUUCAUCUUCGUCUUCGUCAUCAAAGAAAAAAUUUAGGGGAUGCUUCACUACUGUUCUAAUGAGUUCACAGGAGAAAGAUCCAAAGGGUGGUUUGAUGUGGAUGCACGUGCAACACACGUGGUUGGAUGGUUCACCUUCAGAACCACAAGACUACAACUGCUUCAUCUAAAAUCAGUUUUGCUAUGCCUAUGGGAACUAAUAUCCUAAACCAACUAUGUAUCUAUCUAUUUCCAUUGUUAAAUCUUAUCCCAAAAAAAAAAGAUAAAACAAAAAUCUAUUUCUGAUCAUUUUAAAUUCAAACCAAUAAUCAUUUGUAUCGUUUGAAUGCAAAUUAUAAAUGGAGUUGGGAGUGAAAGUAAGGCAGUAAUUUCGUUUUUAA